AUGAGGCAGCGUGGUGAUCAAUGUUUGAUUAAAUUAUUGAACAAUAUCAGAGUGGGAAACUUAGAAAAGCAACACGAAGAUUUACUAAAUUCAAAAUUUAUUUUUCAAAAUAACCCAAACUACCCCAAAGAUGCGAUUCAUAUCUUUGCUGAAAACCAACCCGCCUCUGAACACAACAAAAAAAUGCUGAACAGUACAGCAUCGGAUGAAAUAAAUAUCGAGGACAUUGACAAAAUUACAGAAAAUAUUCCUGUGUCAAUGGUGCAAAAAAUCCAUAGCCGCACUCAAAUUGAGACAAGUGGACUAGCUCAAAACCUCCUUUUAAAACUUAACGCGAGAUUGAUGUUGACAUUAAAUAUCGACAUAUCAGGAAAAGUAACAAAAAUAUAUUUGAGAGUGGAAGACAAAAGUACAGGAGUUAAAGCUAUGAGAACAGAUCCCUAUGCUCUGCAAGAAAAUGUUACUCCAGUAAGCAGGAUAGAAAAGGAAAUCAAAUUUAAUAAACAGAAUCUAACUUCACCUACUAUAAAACGAAUGCAGUUCCCACUAAUGCUGUCAUGGGCCUGUACUGUUCACAAGAUUCAAGGAAAAACGUUUUGCAAAAUUGUUGUUUGUUUUGAUUUAAUAAAGCAACGAGCCUUUCACUCAGGACAAAUCUAUGUUGCAUUAAGUCUAGUCACAAGCUUAGAGGGUUUAUACCUAAGGGGGACAUUUUCCAGAUCAGCUAUUAAAUCAGACACACUAGCAACCGAGCAAUACAAUUACAUACGAGAAUACUCAAAAUUGACAUCAAAAGAUGCUGGCGUGCAAUAUUUUUUAACUGACGAAGAAAACAUUGCAACCUCUCCAAUUCAUACAUCUGGUUCACUUAUUGACCACAUCUAUGUCCAUGCGAAUGUUCUCAACACUUUUAAAGUCGAUACAUUCGUCAAAAAUGUAAAUUUCAUGUAUGAGUUGAAGGGCCUAACAUCGCAGAUUUGUAUUCAAACUAUCGAAAAGUUUGUCCAGUUUUAA
Messenger RNA from Hydractinia symbiolongicarpus, 1014 nucleotides. Its product is annotated as ATP-dependent DNA helicase PIF1-like. The record is from RefSeq and is a predicted model, not a curated record. Lineage: Eukaryota; Metazoa; Cnidaria; Hydrozoa; Anthoathecata; Hydractiniidae. The transcript is spliced from 4 exons. The coding region runs from base 1 to 1014 and encodes 337 amino acids.